Cornus florida is the source of this 1715-nucleotide messenger RNA. Its product is annotated as pectate lyase-like. NCBI's taxonomy places the organism in Eukaryota, Viridiplantae, Streptophyta, Magnoliopsida, Cornales, Cornaceae. The record is from RefSeq and is a predicted model, not a curated record. The transcript has 4 exons. Gene Ontology annotation, molecular function: pectate lyase activity. Bases 130 to 1536 code for a protein of 468 amino acids.
CUUCAUUUGAUAUUUCAGGCGACACAGAACCAUGUCGCCUGCUUAAGAAUUUUGAUCUGUAAAGGUCUAAUAUAUAUCGAUCCCUAGGGUUUAGUCACCAACAAAAAAGGGUACAUACAUACAUACAAAAUGGAGCCUGUCCGGCUUAGUUGGUUUUUCAUGGUCUCUUUUGCCAUUGCUGCAAUGGCGCCAACCUUGAUGGCCAACAUUGCCGACUUCGAUGAAGUGUGGAGGAGAAGAGCCGAGGAAGCGGGGAAGAGGGCAGAGUUUUACUACCACCCUAACCCCGCAGCUGUUGCCAAUGAAGUAAACAAGCGUGUUCUCACUGCUCUAAACGAGGAAGGCAACAACACUAGGAAGCUCCUAACAGUGAAAUCGCCUACAAGCUAUUCUACAAAAAUAGUGAAGUCGCCGUCAAGCUAUUCGACAAAAACAGUGAAGUAUACAGGGCCAUGCAAAGCCGUUAACCCGAUCGACAAGUGCUUCAGAUGCAGACCUGAUUGGAAUUUGGACAGGAAGAGGCUGGCAGACUGUGCCCUUGGCUUCGGCGGAAGUGCCACCGGCGGCAAGGACGGUGAGUUCUACGUGGUGACCGAUCCUUCAGAUGACAAUGUCGAGAACCCAAAGGCAGGAACACUCAGAUAUGCUGUCACUCGGAAGAGGCCCUUGUGGAUCAUAUUCGAGAGGAGUAUGCAAAUUGCAUUAAAACAGGAGCUGAUAUUUGCGAACGACAAGACCAUCGAUGGGCGAGGGUCCACCAUAGAGAUAGCUAAUGGUGCUGGCUUUAUGCUCCAGUUCGUCCACAAUAUCAUCAUUCACAACAUUCGAAUUCGAGACACUUUGUCGACUAAGGGUGGCAUGGUUAGGGACUCUGAAGAUCAUUUGGGCCUUAGGACUAUGAGUGAUGGAGAUGGCAUUAGUAUUUAUGGAUCUUCUAAUAUUUGGAUUGAUCAUGUGUCCAUGAGAAAAUGCGCCGACGGUCUCAUUGAUGCCAUUCAGAAAUCCACCGCCAUUACCAUUUCGAAUUGCCACUUCACUGAUCAUAAUGAAGUGAUGCUGUUCGGUGGAAAAGAUGGAUUCACAGAGGAUAAGUUUAUGCAAAUCACACUCGCAUUCAACCACUUCGGAAAGAGACUGAAACAGAGAAUGCCUAGAGUUCGAUACGGGUUUGUUCACAUUGUGAACAAUGACUACACUCACUGGGAAAGUUAUGCCUUGGGUGGUAGCAGCAAUCCUAUCAUCAUAAGCCAGGGUAACCGAUACAUCGCCAAUCCUAAUUUUAAGGUCAACGAGAACCCGUACCUGGUAACACACAGGGACUAUGCCUCAGAAGCAGAAUGGAAGAAUUGGGUAUGGAGAUCUCAGGGAGAUGUUUUUCUACAUGGAGCAAAAUUUAUUGAAUCCGGAGACCCGACUCAGGCUCUGAAGUUGUUGCAUGAUAACGAUGACCAUGUACAGCCACAGGAUGGAUCAAUGGUUACUGCGCUCACGGAGUUUGCAGGUGCUCGGAGUUGCAAGAAGAAUCAGCCCUGUUAAGAAACGACGUUUGUACAUGAGAUGAGCUCAUGCAUGCAGUCUAGACUUUUAUUGUUACAAAAUGUCGAUGAAGUGAGGGGCAAAGGAAGAAGCAAUUAUGUAAUAUUGAUGAAGAGAGGUUAAAAGAGAAGACAGAUUAAUUUAUAUGAAUGAGAAUUAAUUUUUAUAUAUUUGGUUCA